AUGACCACCUCCAUCAACUCAACAAACUCAUCCAACUCAGCCUGGUGGAGAUUCUGGAGGGACAGAUCCUCAUCAUCCUCAUCAUCAUCAUCCUCCUCCUCUUCUUCCUCCUCAUCUUCAUCUUCCUCUUCUCUUCAUUUCCAACCACCCCAGCCAGCCGAAUUCACACUAAUCACUCCAAGCCUAUCUCACCAAUACCAUCAUCAUCAUCAGCAAACCUCAAACGAACUCACAACUCAUGACGAACAAACACCACCACCCUACGACUCAUUCACCUCAUCCGAUAUCACUCCCACCCUCCAACGACUACUCGCAUUCUGGAACCAUACCACCCAACAGGACUCACUCAAUGCUGACCUAGGACUACUCAACAACAACAACCAACAACAACAACAACAACAACCAACAGCAACACCACCACCACCACCACCAUCAACAACAACAACAACAACAAAAACAACACAUGAGAACCCACCCGAGAAAGACCUGGCUGAAACCAAAGAUGAACCGGAAGAAGAAGAAGAAGAACAAGAACAAGAAGAACAAGAAACAAAAAUCAAAAAGAAAGAACAACAAACACCUAUCAGACCAUCCUUCAGACUACCCAAACUACGCAAACAACCACUCAAUCCGAUGCACAAACUACUCUUCAAACACGACGGAAGACUAUUCCUAAUCGACAAGACUCACUCCAACCCAUCCUCAUCCACAACUCACUCACUACCCACCCUACUCAACAACUCAUCACACCCUUCAUCCAACAAGAAUAACACAUCAUCAUCAUCACCAUCUUCCUCUCCUCCAAGCCCACGACCACCAGCCCCACCACCACCACCACCAUCACUACCACCAGGACCAGGACCAGGACCAGACUCAAUCCCUAACCCACAGCCCUCCGCUUGGUGGCUCGAUAUCACCUGUCCGACUAGCUCAGACAUGCACCAACUCCGCAAGAUCUUUCCCCUCCAUCCUCUCACCAUCGAAGACAUCCUCCACCAGGAUACGCGCGAGAAGACCGAGACCUUUCAUAGCCUGGGAUACUAUCUGAUCUGUUUCAGAGGCCUAGACGAGUCGAGCUUCAAAUACGAAGAUGAUGAUGAUGACGAAGAUAGUGAUGAAGACGAAGAAUUAGAGAUCCAGCAGCAAGCGAUGAUGAUGGAGCGAGAGGAGAAGGGACGGGCUGCUAAUGGAGCCGAAGCGAAUCCGGCCACUAGCGGCAAGAGCACCAGUCUGAAGAGUCGGACACUCAACAGCUCCAGGGACGGGAUCCUACUUUCGUCGAUGAUCCGCCGACGCAGGAACCCUCAAGCCGGGCCUGCCCGUAAUCGUCGACGCAGGAAAGCUAAGAAGAUCCUCGAGCUCUGCGAGAAAAUCGAGCCCCUUCAUCCGAAUCUCAAUCUUCCCCACAAUAACACAACCACCGUCUCCCCAAACAUUCCCCAGCUUCCCAUCAAUUCUCCUCAUCUGCCUCCCACCCCCGAUAUCAAUCAUCAUCAUCAUCAUCAUAAUAAUAAUAAGGUAGGCACCUUGGACGGCGUAGGCGUGGGCGCUGUCAAUUUGUAUCUCGUCGUCUUUAGGGACGGCAUCAUCUCCUUUCAUUUCGAAAACUUGCAGAAACAUAUCGAUCGUGUCAAAGAAAGGAUUCAUAGCUUUAGCUCAAAUACCGGACAUAUAUCUCCGCAUUGGAUAGCGUAUGGAUUAAUGGAUUCGAUAGUGGAUGAGUUUUUCCCGGUGUUAGAGUUAAUCUCGAGCGAGACGGAGAAGAUUGAGGAGUAUUUACUCGAGGAGCCAUUAAGAAGUGUUCGAACGGAGGGCAGGGGUGACGGACGGAUGAGUUCGGGGAAGCGGAAGGAGCACCGAGGGAAGAAAGUUCAGAAUGGGAGUAUGAUGGGUGGACAUGAUCAGGGGGGGAUGGGGGAGCGGUUGAAGACGGACUCGAUGAUCGACCGGUCGCGGAUGCUGAAUCGGAUCACCCUCAAUCGGCGCUUGGUCGUCUCCCUGGCCCGACUGAUUGCCCAGAAACAUCAGACCGUCGAGGCCCUGCGCAAGCGGAUGAGCGUCGACGAACUUUCGGCUCGGCCUGGGGCACCCGCACGCUCCGGCGAACUCGACGGCCGCUCCAUGGAUAUCGGCCUCUAUCUCGGCGACCUUCAAGAUCACAUCGUCGGGCUCAGUCAAGCGCUCUCGUUCUACGACACCUUACUCUCGAAUGCCCAUUCGACGUAUCUCGGGAUCUUGAGGGUCGGAUUACAUUCGGCCAAACAAGCCCAAGACGUGAUGAUCAUCCGGCUCUAUCUGAUCACCUUGAUCGUCCUGCCCAUGAACACCCUCAUCGGCCUGCAUUCCAUGAACAUCCAUAUCCCCGCUAACGGCGACAUGGUCUCUCAUAAGUUAAGCGACGGCUCUCAGGCCCCCUUCAUCGUCUUCGCUAUCAUCAUCGCUGGAUGUGUCGUCAUCGGCGCUCUCUUCAUCCUCUUUAUUUGGAACGUCAUCUUCUCGCAAUCCGCCGUCUCCUUCAAUCGCUCGUUCCCUAAACUGUUCUAUUUCUUAUAA
Molecule: messenger RNA, 2553 nt
Organism: Puccinia graminis f. sp. tritici CRL 75-36-700-3
Lineage: Eukaryota; Fungi; Basidiomycota; Pucciniomycetes; Pucciniales; Pucciniaceae
Exons: 4
Coding region: 1-2553 (850 amino acids)
Biological process (GO): intracellular magnesium ion homeostasis; magnesium ion transmembrane transport
Cellular component (GO): plasma membrane
Molecular function (GO): magnesium ion transmembrane transporter activity
Source: RefSeq, a predicted model, not a curated record